AUGGCUGCCAUUUUUUCGCAAUUUUCUCCCACUGCCGUUCUCGAGAGGGUCCAGUUGCGCGAGACAGAAGGGCGUUCUGCUUCCGUAGCUGUUUCCUUCAAUGGCCUCAGACGUGAGUCCACGAAAGCACUACCAUCCCGAUCAAACCGGGUCGUCCGCCGCCGUUCACGGUACUCAGUCGCACGUGCAGCAGAGAUCAAUGAUUCGUCUGAACCGUCAGCUGCUCCAUUCGCUACAGUCACACAGUCCUCCUCUACUCUGGACCUGUCUUCUGCCACUGCCGCUUUGAACCGCCUCAAAUCUAAUAUCGCUACAUUCACACAGUCCACUUCAACUCCAGAAGUGUCUGCCGCUAUUGCCGCUGCUAAGCCUUACGCUCCAUCCGUCCUAGGCGCCGGGGCGCUCGGUGUUGCGUCUUAUUUAAUAGUCAGAAAGCUCACGUCCGGCUCUACUAAAGCGGAAGGAGCAGAAGCAAAAUCAGCUCCUCCUAGCGGCAUCGUGCCACGUGCCAAAAAGGCCGCAAAAACUGCGCUAGCGGCGAUGGCGGCGACUUUCCCGCGGGCCAUGCAGGAGGAGGCGUUCAUGAAGGCCGUGAGCAACGAGCUCAGCAAGCUCGGCUUCAAAAGAGACAACUGCAUUGCGCUGGUGUCGACGUGCCGGGAUGAGGUGUGCCGGCCGGUGGUGAGCCUGGUGGACCGCGAGUUUGGUCUGUCGUUCAACAUCGCGGGGCUGGGCGGCGUGCUCAACUGCGGCUCCACGGGCUUUAAGGCCGCCAUGUCACACUCGCCAGAGUUUCCCUGCGAGACCGAUGGGACUGUCAAGGAGAGAUACAUCUUCUUUGCCUUCCCUCACGUGUCCAUCGGAGAGUCGGGAGAGGUGGGAUCGCUGCUGCGGCGCGGGCGAGGCAAGCCCUCCAGUGCUUGUGGAGCGCUGAUAGCCAUUCAGAACGACAUCAAUGCGGGCAAGGCGACGGUGUCGGAUCCGUAUGAUGAGGAAUAUGUGCUGCUUAAGAAGAAAGUGAAGUCACUGAUUCUACGGCGGGGAGGUUCGGAGUAUUCAUUGGUGGAGGUGACUCGUGCUGCACUGGCGGCCGUCAACGACGACCUGGAAAAGCUCAUCUCACUCACUGUUGACCCAGCCACUGCUGACUAUGCUGUAAUCACAGGCGUGCAGAUUCACUCAGGCAACCAGAUUCCUGGUGAGCCAUUCCGCAUCGAGCGCACUUGUGAUUAUAUUGCUCCUGAUAUGAUGUACGCAGUUGUAAGAGGGCAGCGUUAUGACCUGCAGCUGGAAGCCGAUAAGGAGGACAUGGCAGUCCACUCUAAAGACGAGUCAAUUGAGCAGUAUGAAGCACGACUGGAAGCUAGAAGACAGCAGCUGCAAGCCAGUGGAGCAUCCGUUAAGAGCAAUCCCGUUUCAAAGACAGGUAGCAUGGCGGAAGCGUUUGAGAUAACGCCUCAGACGGCCUUGGGGAUCACAAGUAUAAUCAGCAUUAUCGCGUUAGUAGCUCCCUUUUUUAUGAGCGCGUGGAACCCCGCAGCUUCGCCUCACAUUAAGGGUCUCACCUACCUGACGCUGCUCUUGGGAUUCUACAUGGCUUGGAACAUCGGCGCGAAUGACGUGGCAAACGCAAUGGGGACGUCAGUGGGUUCGGGAGCGCUUACCCUCCGCCAGGCGGUGCUGGCAGCGGCGAUCCUGGAGUUCGGCGGGGCUUUCCUGGUGGGAUCGCACGUGAGCCACACGAUGCAGAAUGGAAUUAUCAAGGCGAAUGUGUUCGCCGGGAAGAACGCGAUGUUGUUCACAGGAAUGAUCUCCUCUCUUGCUGCCGCGGGAACGUGGCUUCAGGUUGCUUCGUAUUUCGGCUGGCCGGUGUCGACGACGCACUGCAUUAUCGGAGCCAUGGUGGGGUUCGGCAUCAUCUUCGGCGGCUGGAAUGCCGUGUACUGGUCGUCGCUGGCUCGCGUGGUGUCGUCUUGGGUCGUCUCGCCUCUUCUCGGUGCCAGCAUCGCAUACAUCGUCUACAAGUGCAUCCGAAACUUCGUCUACAGCUCGUCCAAUCCGGGACAGUCUGCGUCCACGGCAGCGCCAAUCCUCGUCUUCGCGGGCGUCUCAGCCUUCUCCUUCUUCUCGCUCUUCACCUCCCCCGGCGUCCUACUGCGCGCGUGCGCGCUCUCCCUGGCCGCGGGCGCUGCUUCCGCGGUGGCUAUGUCGGCGGUGAUCAAGAGGCAGAUGGGCGAGCUGCUGGGGGAGUUCUGUGAGAUUCCUCCCAAGCAGGUGGAGGAGCCGAAGCCGGAGAAGGGCCGCGGGCCCAUGGGCACGCAGCUGCGCAUCGUUUAUGGCGUGUUUGGAUACCUGCAGGUGCUGUCUGCAUGCUUCAUGUCUUUUGCUCAUGGUGCAAACGAUGUGGCCAACGCCAUCGGCCCCAUCUCUGCUGCUCUAGCCAUCCUUGCCUCCUCCUCCGCAUCCAUCCCCUCGUCAUCCCUCGCUGCCGCUCCAGUGUCUGCCGGAGUUGCCACACAGGUUCUCGUGUGGGGUGGUUUUGGCAUUGUGGCCGGUCUUAUCAUCUGGGGUUACCGUGUCAUUGCAACGAUCGGGAACAGGAUCACUGAGCUCACUCCCACGCGAGGUUUUGCAGCAGAGUUCUCAGCAGCUACAGUGGUGGUGGUGGCAUCCAGACUGGGCCUUCCCAUCUCUGCCACACACACACUUGUUGGAGCAGUGAUGGGAGUGGGCCUUGCACGCGGUAUUGGGAGUGUACGGGCCGAUGUGGUGAAGGAGAUUGUGGCAUCGUGGCUUGUCACCAUCCCUAUUGGAGCUGCGCUGUCGGUGAUGUACGCCUUCUUACAUUGCGUACUAAUGGACGCAGCAGCAGCGAGCCGAGGGAAGCCGGCGAAACCCUCGACGAGCAGCGCCGCGGAGAAUGAGAAGAAGCAGAGACAGCGCGUGAAGAAGGAAGUGUGUCAGGAGGUGGUGCGGAAGCUCCAGGAAGCUAAUCAUCCAUGCAUGCAGCAGCCUAACUUCGAGGAAGCCCUUCAGGCCCACUUUCUCCGCUUGCCGACGAGAUACGCCCUGGAUGUGAACACGGAGCGAGCAGAGGACGUGCUAACGCACAAGCGGCUUCUGGAAGAAGCUGCAAAGAUGCCGAGCCAGCCGGUGGUGCAUGUCCGAGCCGUGCGGGUCACAGCGGCACUGCCAGGGGCGGCGGGGGGCGAUGGUGCUGCAGGAGGGGCGACCAUGGAGACUGACGAAGCGGCAGCUGAAUUCAAGCGCCAAGGGUAG
Messenger RNA from Closterium sp. Yama58-4, 3279 nucleotides. NCBI's taxonomy places the organism in Eukaryota, Viridiplantae, Streptophyta, Zygnematophyceae, Desmidiales, Closteriaceae. The record is from the annotation of a GenBank genome assembly.